This is a messenger RNA of Mugil cephalus (flathead mullet), 646 nucleotides long. RefSeq names its product HOATZ cilia and flagella associated protein (gene hoatz). The coding region runs from base 84 to 560 and encodes 158 amino acids. The transcript has a single exon. Gene Ontology annotation, biological process: cilium assembly. NCBI's taxonomy places the organism in Eukaryota, Metazoa, Chordata, Actinopteri, Mugiliformes, Mugilidae. The record is from RefSeq and is a predicted model, not a curated record.
CCACCACAAACAACACCUUACGAGUCUCGUUUCGCCUAACUUGGUAAUAUUUUCCAGUGUUUUCCAGUAUUUUGUCAAGUUACAUGUCCGUCCGAGAAGAGCCUGUGGAGCGGGAGGAGUUUGAGGAGUUCUUCACCGUAUUUGACGGCUCUUCUCCGGAGGACGUGUCUCAUGCCAGGCGUCUGUGGAGCUCCCUGUCUCUGCUGCCGCCGCUGGAGUCCCGCCUGGUCUCGGCGGAUAUCCACCAGAGGCUGCCCGUGUCCCGGCCUCAGCGCAGCAGCACCGCCGCUGUUCCCGGCAGCAAACCCUUCGCCCCGGAGCCUCCGAGUGUACCCUCUCUCCGACAGAGGCAGGAGGAGAGGCAGCGGUAUGUGACCAUGGCCGACCAGAGGAAGGAGAUCCUGGCUCUGCUGAGGAGGCAGAGGGAGCAGAGGAUCCAGAAGGAGCUGCUUUCUGUGGCCUUUAAACCGAAGGUGGAGGUCGACGGAGGCAAAAUGUUGAAACGAGAAGAAGCUUCAGAAUUAGAGAUGGACAAAGAGCUGGUUAAAGAGCUGCAGUAGGAUCAAAAUAAACCAGCAUGACUGUUAAUACUUUAUUGGCCUGUUUACUAUUAACAUGGAGACUAAGAUAGAGUGAUGAAAAUACU